CAACAACAGUUAUAGAUUAAAUGUAGAAUUAUGUUAAACUUUCAUGUAUAAUUAUGGAUUCAAUACUCAUCAUCAGUACAUGCUUAUAGCCAAUUGACCUGAGUCCCCAAGGAAGCAAAAGAAAAAAUAAAAAAUAAUAAAAAUAAUAAUAAUAAUAAUAAUAAUAAUAAUAAUAACAAUGACAACGACUAUGACAAAGAAGAAUUACAUAAUCAGCUAGAGAGCCCAUGAGCUGCUAAUAAACUGAGCUUGAACUGUUGUGGUUAGGACAAACUUGAUUUUCAACACCUUUAAUUUAACUGAACAGAGCUCAACAAGCUAAUCCUUGACACAACAUGGUUCAUUUGCAUCCAAAGCUAAAACAUUAAAGGGAAUCCCUCAGAUUUGGGUUUGCAAACUGAGGUCCAGGCAACCCUUGCACCAGUUCACUACUACAAAAUAUACCUAUAAUGACAAAAGUUUAGCAGCAUUUAUUAAAAAAUGCUGCCAUUUAACAAUUUCUAAUAAGUGAGCACGUGAUUGCCGUGCACAUUCUUUCUUUAUUUUUUAUUUUUUCAUUUUGCUCCUCACUAUUUUUUUUGGGCAAGUAAAACAAAAUUCACUCGGUCUCUUCUCACCUCACUCCCUCAGUACCAAAAUCAAAUUGAAAUCCUAGGAAUGAGAUUCUCUCACUAGCAGAGUUUCUUCUCUCCGUUACUAAGAUUUUCAAUUAAAUCUUCAUUUACAUUUAGGAGAGAAAUCAAAACUGAGCCCUAGGAGUGACAUUCUCUCGCACGAUCUGAGCAGGAAAAACUCUCUCCUCAACAGCUUCAUUUACAUUUCACAGAGAAAUCGAAACCAAACCAAGCUGAGUUCAUUAAUCGGUCUGUUCUAUUUGAUUUUGGAGCUAAAUCGAUGUCUGAUUCGUCCAAAAUUGCCAACGAUCAGCAUUAUAUUCAUGUUCGUCCACUCACAGGAUUAAUUCCACACCAGCUUGAAUUAUUAGGCUACAUUGGUGAUAAUGAUACCUUUAUCAAGUUCUAAAUCAAAUUUAAUGUUUGGGUCAAAUCGUUAGCCAUCAAGGCAACUUUUGAUACAUAAUUUGUCAUAAAUGUGAUUCAAUCAUUUUCUUUUUUUAUUUCAUUUUCCAUGUUAUUUCUGAUUUGCUUUUUUAUUCUAAAAUUCAAAUUAACAAUUCAUAAUUUGUUUGGUUUUGACAUAUAAUGUGAUUUUUGUUUCCAUGAUGGGUUUGAUUGUGGUGUAAAAUCAUGCACCUUUUUGUUUCCAUGUUGUGUAAGAUAUUAAUAUUGGUUUGAUAAAAUGAAAACAGAUCAAUUGCUGCUUGUUUUCCAAAAUUGUUCCUUUAAUUACUAACCAAUGAGCCUUGGCUCUGUCGGUGCAACAAUUUCUUUUAGGGAUUUACGUUCUCUAAGCUUGUCAAUGAGCCCUGGCUCUCAGUCAAGUCGUGUCACAACUUCAAGGCAGAUCUCACCUCCUGGAGCUGGAUGUAUAGCCAUGGAAACAAAGAAAAGAAGGUCUUCAAAAGUGGCUCAAAAGCAACUUAUUCAUAGGAAGUCCAUUGACACGUUUGGGCAGAGAACAUCACAGUGUAGAGGUGUUAAAAGAAAGGUUAUGAAUCUAUGAUAUGGAAUAGAAACCUGCAAGAGCCUAUAAUCUUGCUGCUCUUAAGUAUUGGGGACCUUCAAUCCAAAUUAACUUCUCGCUGAAAAAUUACCAGCAAGAACUCGAGGAAAUGCAGAACACAAGCCGUCAAGAAUUUGUUGCUCACUUGAGAAGAUAAAACUGUUGACAAAUCCUUCUACAAUUGUGACUAUGCUUAAAAAAUUUAUAAGACUAAUGUUCACAUUUUCCCCUUUUUUUAUUUUCCAGGAAAGGUAGUGGUUUUUCUAGGGGGGCUUCGAUAUACCGAGGAUUGACAAGUUUCUAUUAAAAAUCAUUUUCUAUUAGAUCAUUUACAACAGCUGAAUAUAUAUAUAGGCAUCAUCAGCAUGGAAGAUGGCGAGCUCGGAUGGGCCGCAUAGCAGGAAACAAGGACCUUUAUCUUGGGACAUUCACACACAAAAUACCAUAAGCAUAAGUAUGCCUUGUAUUAUCCUUUUUCUAGCUAUCAUCUGGUUAGUGUUGAUGUCUUUUCUGUAAAGCCAAAUUUUGGUGUUGUGCAGUUAUUACUGUUCAAGUAUUUGACCUUUUUAUUUUGCUAUCAUAUGUGAAUUUUGUGGCUAUUUCUAUCUAAAAUAGCUACAUUUGUCUGUAGAAAUAAUUUUUAUCUUUGGAUUUUUUAAAUUUCUGCUUGAAGACUAUGCCGUGAAUUGACGGUUUCUCAAUAAAAGUUCAUCUUAUCACAUGUUAUUGCUGUUUGGUCAUGCAGAAAUAUUGCAACUGUGCGAUUAGGGUUUGUAGUCAAGGGACCGAGCUAUCAUGGAGGAGGGCCAGUCCUCCUCCCCCACACCGCCAGCAAGUUCUCUAGGCCGGAAUCCGUCCCCUAUUAAACCUACUUACCGUAGUUUUUUUGAUGAAGCUCUUGCAACUUUUAAGAAUCUAACCUAUCACAAAGAAUGCAGAGGGGUUAAAGUUUCUAUUACUAAAGCGGAUGUUGUUGAAGAAGUCGCUUUUUGGAAAUCUUCUGUUGUUGGCUACAUGAUGGGUAAGAAACCGUAUUACCCAUACUUCAAAUCCUUUGUGGCCAAAUAUUGGUCAAAAGACUUCACGUUGGUGUAUUUAAAGGAUGGUUUUUCCUGGUUCGAUUCAAGAAUGAUUCUGAUGUCCCUAAGGUACUGUCGAGGAUCCAUACGUUUGAAGGACGACCUAUUCUCAAGAAAAGAUGGGACAAAAAUGUAAACUUGCAAAAAGAAAUUCUAGAAACAGUUCCAGUGUGGUUACGCAUCUAUGACCUGCCGAUGCACUGCCGGAACGAAGAUUCAGUCUCAAAGGUUUGCUCAUUCUUUGCAAAACCAAUUUACAUGGACGAUCCUGAAACACACAGAGAUAAAGGUCAGUUUGUAAGGGUAAUGGUGGAAGUCAAAGUCAAAGAUGAUCUUCCAGACUCCAUGGUUGUAGAUAUUCAUGGCAUUGAUUGUCAUGUUGAACUUGAGUAUGAAUGGAAACCUGUAGCGUGUAAACUGUGUCAACGAGUUGAUCACAAUGAAGAGAGAUGUCCCCUUAAGGUUACACAACCCAAGGCCAAACCAAAGAAAACAGUGGAUCAAUAUGUUAUUAAGCAAAAAGGGAAGAUGAUUGAAGACAAGGAUGCUAACCAAGUGAUUGAUGAUAUGCCUGCGAGAAGGGUUCAAAAAGAAGUCAUAGUGCCUACUUCAAAUACUUUUGCUCUUUUGGAGGAUAAUGAGGAUGCUAAUGUUGUGGUGACUCCAUUGGAGGUGGUGGACAAAGAACAGUUGAUAGAAGCUGAGGUUGCUGCUCAUUUGGAGGAGGUUGAGAAUUCUAAUGAUGUGGUGUCUCCAGUGGAGGAGGUGGAAAAAGGAAAGACUCUAGUUUUCGAGGAGGCUACAUAUUUGGAGGACAAUGAAGAUACUAAUGGUGUGGAGACCCUAGUGGAAGUGGUGGAUGUGGAAAAUCCUAAGGCUGUUCUACAUAUUGCAGGGCAAGCUAAUGCUACAGCUGAUAUUGGGGUUGAUGAUGUGAUAGAGACAGUUGUGAUUGAAGAUUUAUCUUUGGAUGAGGAUAGGCAGGUUCAGGAGACCCCAAAAUCUCAAAUGGGUAAAAACUCUGGUCCAAACCAAGAGACUCCAAGAGUGGGAAAACAAUCCAAACAAAGAAAUAAACCUUAUGUGCCUCCAUCAGAUAGAAUAACAAGGGGAAUGCAAGCAGGCAGUGGUUCACUGCCAUUGUCUCAAUAAUGUUAGGAGCAUGGAAUGUGAGAGGUCUUAAUAAACCUCCCAUGCAAAAGGAAGUAAAGCAGUGGAUACUUGAGAAUAAGUUUGCUUUUGCUGUCCUUGAACUAGAGUGAAAGAAGGUAUGGCAUUCAAAAUUCAGAAAAAAAUAAGCCCUCAAUGGAGCUGGAUGGCUAACUAUAAGUCUCAUUAUUUGGGAAAAAUCUGGAUUGGUUGGAAUGGAGCUCUAUUUGAUGUGGAUUUAAUUAAUGAAGAUGCUCAAGCUAUGUUAGUUCAAGUAAAGCAUAUUGUGUCUAGUAAAACUGUUUACAUCACUGGUGUUUAUGCUGCCAAUAGAGUUAAAGAAAGAAGAGAAUUGUGGAAAUCUCUUAAAACUCAAUCAGAAAUUAUUUCAGGUCCUUGGAUUGCUAUGGGAGAUUGGAACAUUAUUAGAUACAGUCAUGAAAAGAAAGGGGGUCUUCGCAUUCCUCAAUGUCGACUGGAUGAUUUUAAUAGGCUGAUUCAAGAUAUAAGUAUGGAUGAUCUUCCCAUAAAUAAUGGGGAGUGGUCCUGGAGUAAUAAACAGAACUUACAGUCAAGGAUUAAGCAAAGUUGGAUUGAGUGUUUGUGAAUUCUUCCUGGCUGCAGCAAUUUAAUGACUCCAAGGUUUCCCUCACACCAGCUUCAUUGUCUGAUCACUAUGGGAUGGCAAUUCAGUGGUAUUUUGAUUGUUCAACUGGUCCAAAACGUUUCAAAUUCCUCAAGAUUUGGUAUUCAAAUGAUGAUGUGGUUCCAGUUAUUUCUACGGCAUGGGAGAUGAAUGUCACAGGCAGCCCCUUCUAUGUGCUUCAGAAAAAAUUAAGGGCUGUAAAGGCUGUUGUGAAGGAGUGGAACAAGACUAAGGGUACAGCAUCUGAACAAAUUCAAGUAGCUAGAGUUAAUUUGCAUUCAGCUCAAAUGGAUCUAUUAACAUAGCCAGAUGAUCAAGCUUGUAUAGAUAGAGAAAGAGAUUUAUCUGGUAAAUUGCAGCAUGCUCUUGAUCUUGAAGAAAUUUAUUGGGCUCAAAAAGCUAGGAUAAAAUGGCUCCAAGCGGGUGACAAAUGUACUGCCUUCUUUCACAAUGUGGUAAGGCAAAGGAGAUGCUUCAAUUCUAUUACUCAAUUUCAAAAUUCCAAUGGUGAGAUCUCUGCAGACCCUAAUACCAUCAAAGAAUGGUUGGUUAAAUUCUAUAAAGCCUUGUAUAAGAAACAAGAUGAAGCUGAAGUUGAACUGCAGGCACCUAGAAAGGUUUUAAGGGAUGAAGAUGCUCAGAAUUUCGACUGUGAUAUAACAGCAGAGGAAAUAAAGGGUGUUGUCAUGCAAUUUCUGCCUGAUAAAGCACCAGGUCCAGAUGGAUUUCCUGCCAGAUUCUAUCAACAUUUUUGGAGGUUUAUAGGACAAGAUGUGAUCAAUGCUGUGAACCAUUUUUUCACUGAAUGCACCCUUCCUCAAGUUAUUAAUUCCACCUUUCUUACCCUCAUUCCAAACGCAAAUCAUGGUGACAAAAUUGCCAACUACAGGCCCAUUGCCUUGUGUAAUCUUGCUUAUAAAAUUAUCUCAAAAAUUCUAGCAAAUAGACUGAGCAAAGUGCUCCCCAGUAUCAUUGGAUCUGAGCAAGUAGCUUUCAUUAAAGAUAGAAGGCUACAUGAUAAUACUCUUCUUGUUUCUGACUUAAUAAAGGGGUUUGGAAAGAAAUAUGGUGAUCCAACUAUUGCUUUGAAAGUUGACUUGAAGAAAGCAUAUGAUUCUGUUGAUUGGAAUUUUAUUCAGAGAGUGUUACAAGGACAUGGAUUUAGUGAUAAAUGGAUCAAAUGGGUUACUGUAUGCAUCACCUCUCCAAAAUUCUCAGUUCUGUGUAAUGGAGUGCCUGCUGGCUUUUUCUCCACUUCCAGAGGCAUAAGACAAGGCUGCCCUCUCUCUCCACUGCUAUUUGCAUUUGUCACAGAAUAUUUCAGUAAUAUGAUGGAGACAGCUAUUGUUGAGGGUAAGAUUAAAGUGUCCAGGGUAGUGUCACAGACAAACAUGAAAAUGUCACACACUUUUUAUGCUGAUGAUCUCUUAAUGGUGGUCAAAGCAGAUAUUUCAACUGUCAAGGCAAUUGAUGUUAUCUUUCAACAGUUCAAACAAUCUAUUGGGCUUCCGGUUAACAAGGAGAAAAGUACAAUUAUCUUUUCUAAAUCAGUGAGAGGUAAAAGAAGGAUAUCUAACAUUUUGCAGUUUCAAACUGAAAAUUUCCCUUUCAAAUAUCUUGGAUUGCCUUUGUCUAAUAAUAAUUGGAGAGCUGGAGAUUUCAGAAUGCUCUUGGACAAGAUUAAUGGGAGAUUAACUCGUUGGAAUACCAUCAAUCUCUCUAUGGCAGGACGAAUUGAAUUGUUGAGGUCAGUUUUAUAUUCUUAUCUCUACCACUGGGUGUUUGGAUUUAAAAUCCCUUGGGAGGUCAAGAUUGAUUUGGAAAGGAGAUUCAAGCAUUUUUUGUGGAGUGGAAAACUCGAUGUCAAAAAAAUUUCUCAGUAAAAAUGGAGCCAAGUGACUAUGCCAAUUUCAGAGGGUGGCUUCAAUCUUAGAAAAAUCCAAGACAUAGAUGUGGCUGCCAAACUGACUUUAUGUUGGGAUUUUGUUCAGCAAAAGGAUAAAUUGUGGAUUCAAUGGUUACAUGCAAGGUAUCUUCAAAGAGUUUCUUUUUGGAAUGCUAUUCCAAAAAAUACUGAUUUCCCUAUUUGGAAACAAAUUCUAGGGGUUAGACAUUUGUUGUUACAAAACCUUGAGUUUAGGAUAGGGGGUGGGCUGAAGUUCAAGAUGCUUACAGACCCUUGGUGUGAAAAUCAAACCUUAAUUCAGAGAUUUGGGGCUACAUUACUUAGACACGUGGAUAGACAAGCUUUAUUAGCAGAACUUAUUAUCAAUAGCAGGUGGGAUAGACCUGACUUUCUGCCUGAGACAGUGUUUAUUGUUAUUCAGAGGAUAAAGACUGUAGCAGGUUCAGACAGUAUAGGUUGGAAGACUGGUGGAUUUUCUCUGAAAGCUGCUUGGAACUCAUGUAGAUAUGCAACUUCAAAAGUGACCUAGUGUGAUCUUUGUUGGAAACAUUGUAGGCCUCGAAUUGCUGUAGGGGUUUGCAUCAUUUUACAUAACAAAAAUUUAUCUUUGGUUAACUUGCAGAAACGAGGUUUUACUCUUGCUGCUAUAUGUCAUAAAUGUAUGAGAAGUGAGGACUCCAAUGAUCAUCUUUUUCGCACCUGUAGUUAUGCUCAGAAGAUUUGGCAAGAGCUUUUUUCUCUUCUACACGUGGAUAAUCCAAAAUGUAAUUCUCUCAUGCAACUGGUGGAGUGGUUUGGGCUGCAAACCAGCUCAAAGUCAACAAAAUCUAAAGUGCUGAGCUCAGUUUUUUCAACUGCUAUUUGGAAAAUUUGGGCUAUCAGAAUUGAAGUUCUGCACAAUGGAGAUCAACUUCAAGCUACUAUUGUUGCACAGUCUAUUGUUUGGGAAGUCUUGGCACAUCUCAAAAUUCGACUUGAAGAUUUCCUUAUCAUUUUUUUAUGAGGAAGGUUUUGUUUUUCAUGGUUGUAUUGCUGGGGCUUGUUUAAUGUGUUUGUCCGAGAGAUGUGUUGCUGAUUUGCUACCGAGUUAAUGAUCAAAUGGUUUUUAGAGGUUUUCUCAACACGUUGGAUUAAAUGCUCAGUGUGAUAAUGAUGGGGUUUUUGGUUUCUUAGCUGGAUUUGGUGCUGAUCUGAUGUCAUGAUUUGUUCAGCAUCAGAGUUUGUUUUUUUUUUUUUUU
Cornus florida is the source of this 7641-nucleotide messenger RNA. RefSeq lists its product as uncharacterized. NCBI's taxonomy places the organism in Eukaryota, Viridiplantae, Streptophyta, Magnoliopsida, Cornales, Cornaceae. Bases 2898 to 3854 code for a protein of 318 amino acids. The transcript has 5 exons. The record is from RefSeq and is a predicted model, not a curated record.